GAAUUAGGCACUGCGAGCAAAGCUGCAAAAAAUAAACGUCAGGCAUUGAUCGUUCUAAAGAAAUAUCAUGACUUUGCGGAGGUCCAACGUUGUUUGGCGUUUAAACUGCCGCUGCCAUCAUGCGUCUCAAAAUCUCGACAGUUCAUCCGUUGGGCCCGCUCAAAGCAUGGUUUGCUCUAAACGAUGAGGCCCACACAAUCGCACAACUCAAAUGCGCGCUAUGUGCACGGCUGCCCAUUGGUGUGCAAGCCGACAACAUGACUCUCAUGAUGGACGAGUAUGACCUUCUGGACGAAAGUCCUAUAUCGAUUUUACGCGAUGGAGACGCCGUUUGCAUUAAAGGCGCAGCAGUAACAUCCCAACCUAGUUUGUCGAGCAACAGGGCGCCCUUGCUUGCUACUCAGAAGCGUAAACGCCGUGCAUCUACUUCCUCAGAACCUUCGUCCAGCUUAUCCUCGAGUUCGGCCCCUAGCUCAUCUGACUCAUCGGAGGACUCAUCCAGCUCAUCCAGUUCCUCAAACUCGGACUCUGAUUCAGACACGGAUGCCCCCAAACCCCCACAGCAGCCUUCCGAAAAGCGCGUGGACGCAACUACAAAACCAAAAACUCUGCAAGACAACAUUUCGUUUGUCCCUCCAGGUUACGGAAAGCCUUCCACCCGCAAUCGCAAUCUCCGCAGACGGCGAAAACGUGUGGCGGAGCACAAUCAACACCCUGAUGAACCUUUAGCACCCACAUCCGGUGCUAAUGCCGUCCUACCCCUUCCAAAUCAGCAAAACUCAUUAACCCGCACCUCCUCUGAAGCCUAUGUUGCUGAUGCAGAACCCGAGUCUGAGCCGAACGUGAUGAUGAUAUCCCUGCGGAACAAAAAUAAGAAAAAGAAUUUCCGCCAGCUUAUGGAUAAACCCCUCCCUCCAAAGAUUGUGUUUGCAGAGCUUGAAAAUGCCCCCGUACAAGCCGAACCUCCGGAUAAGCUUGCACCUGCUGGAACUUCAAACUCAGAAAAGCUUACAGUGCCUCCCGUCAAGCAAGCAAGGCUGAUUCCUCCUUCGGAACGGGAUGACUUGCCGUCGAAUAUAUUCGUAACGAGUGUAGAUGUAGAGGAAGGUAAACGGCCGAAGAAGAAACAAAGAUCGAAAGAGAAUAUUGUCACAGCAUCCUACGACGAUGAAUCGUGCACCGCCAAUUUCAGUCUCGAUUACGGUUCAGCUGAGGUACCGAUGAUGAACCCAGACGAAGCCCUUCACCUUCGUGCGGAGCAGCAGUGGGACUUACUUCCAAAACUAACUGGCGCGUCACAAGUGAAAGUAGACAACAUCGUUGCAUACAAGGCUCUUGACAUCAACCCUACGACAUGGACGCCCGAGAUGCUGAUAAAAGUUGCCCGCGUGAUAUCUCUAUCUUCCACACAUAUCACUACGUCCCCUUUACAGCGGACUGUUCAAGUUUCAUUCAGUGGACUGAUAGAUGCGACAGAAGCUGACGAAGAGGAUGAGACAUAUACUUGGGCAGAUGUUCUGUCCCAGGACUGGCGUAUCGUACGAUGAGGCCGAAGUAUAGGUGAAAUAUCUAGUUGCCUGUUAUCUGUACAUGUCGAUUGCUGUGCGAUAGAUACGGUGCUGUGGCACAGUGGCUUGCGUUUAAGCUCGGCAUGAUGUAGUCACGGCAGAUCGCGGCGUACAUUCAACCCGAGAUCACCCGA
This is a messenger RNA of Suillus subalutaceus, 1702 nucleotides long. RefSeq lists its product as uncharacterized. The coding region runs from base 120 to 1547 and encodes 475 amino acids. The record is from RefSeq and is a predicted model, not a curated record. NCBI's taxonomy places the organism in Eukaryota, Fungi, Basidiomycota, Agaricomycetes, Boletales, Suillaceae. The transcript has 4 exons.